AUGUCCACGACCACGACCACGACCACGUCUUCCCAAAUCAUCCACCACGCCACCGCCUUCAUCUCCGAAACACUCUCACAAGCCGACCUCCGCCACCGCGUCUUCUCCGCCUUCACCAAUAAAAUCCCAUCUUCCAAUCAAAUCAUUCUCAAACCCCUACACCUUGCUGCUGAAACGCUCGAAAACGCCAUUUCCACCUCAAACCCCUCAAUUCGAUCCUCCUCUCUCCGCCUUGCGGAAAAGCUCCUUAUCUCUCCCAUUCAUAACACCAUCCCUGAAAACCCAUUUUCCUCUUUCCUUCUAUCACUAAUUCACUCUCUUUGUCACCGUCCCAUCGAUGCUUCACUUAGCCUACUCGAUGUUUUCUACAUUGACCCUUCUUUAGCUAGAUCGGAAGUUGCACCUGUUGUGUUCGAGGAAUUGUUUCUUAUACAUUUUCUUCCUGUUUUUCAAUGGUUCAAUGAUCAUAGAUCGAAAAUUUUGUCUUCUUUAUCGCAAAAUGUUGGUUACAAUUGUGAUGAUAGCUCUAUAUGUGAUGACUCGGUGGUUUUCUCAAGCACGAGGUCGUUGUCGCAGAUGAGUGGCGAUCAAACUUCGGAGUUGAAAGAGUUGGAGAAAGAUUAUGAGGAGGUUCUUGAUGAGAAUUGCAGGAUUUUUGCUGGGUAUUUUAAAGAGGUUUUGGCAAACAAAGAUGGAAAUAGGUUAAUCGACCCGCCAUCUGUGGUAUUGGAAAAGACUGGAAAAGGCCAUAAAUCUGAAUAUAGCAAAGAUGAGAAGAUCAAAGCUGGAGAACCUGGAUUGAAAAACGGACGGUAUAAUCCAAUGUGGGCUGAAGGAGAAAAAUCAGUUGAAUUCAACCGUAGUAGUGCCAAAAGCCUAUCCCAGUUUCCAUCUUUCUAUCCCGAAAGAGUCUCUCCAAAAGUCUUUACAAACCAAAGAUCUUCUAGGAAAUCAAAAACGUUACCAAAAGAUGAUUCUGACACCGAACUCGAGCCUUCUUCUGACGACAAUUUGAGCGAUUACUCUUCUUCAGAUUCUGAUGCCGAAAUAGAGGAAAAGAACAAAAAAUCAUCAUUGUUUGACACUAGACAAAGCCCCUCCCAAAAACAAAAGCAGCCCAUUUCUGCAGAAUCAAGUGGUUCUCCAGAUCUUCUCAUGGCUGAGAUUGAUAACCCACCCGGUGGAGAAAAACACACACCGCCUAAGGACUUUGUCUGUCCCAUAACUAGCAACAUAUUUGGUGAUCCUGUGACUCUCGAGACUGGUCAGACUUACGAACGUAAAGCAAUCCAAGAAUGGCUUGAAAGAGGAAACUGCACGUGCCCAAUUACACGCCAGAAGCUGCACCGUACUCAACUGCCUAAAACAAAUUAUGUACUUAAACGUCUCAUUGCAAGUUGGCAAGAACAGAACCCCACUUCAAUUCCCGUCCAAUCUGAGAAUUCACAACCAGAAAGCAAACCAGUUUUUAACUCGAUGAUGCGGUCAACUUCUCCUAACAGUGUUAUAAGCCAAGCCACCAUUGAUGGCACAGUUAGUGAGUUGCAUCUAGUCAUUACCAACCUUUGUAUGUCAGAAAUUUUGAAGGAGUCUGAAAUGGCAGUACUUCAAAUUGAACGGUUCUGGCAGGAAGCCAAUAUGGAAGUUGAGAUUCAAGCUAUGCUCUCAAAACCUCCUGUUAUUAACGGGUUUGUGGAGAUCCUAUUCAAUUCUGUUGAUCCUCAAGUCUUAACUGCAACAAUUUUUCUCCUGUCUGAGCUUGGGUCGAGAGACGGUGCCGUGAUUCAGACACUGACCAGAGUUGAUUCUGAUGUGGAAUGUGUUGUUGCUCUUUUCACGAACGGGCUCUUGGAAACUGUUGUGCUGAUUUACCUGUUAAGACCCUCCUCCAUAAGCCUUAUCAAGAUGGACAUGGUGGACACACUCUUAACAGUGAUUAGAAAUAAAGAAGAUGAUAUGAUUAAAAUGUGUAUGAAGCCAAAAACAGCGGCAGUGCUUUUGUUGGGACAAAUAUUUGGAAGUGCAGAGGAGAUUAGUUUAUCUGAAAUUACUAGGAGGGUGAUUAUGGGGAAAGUAAUUGAGAGUAUUGUUGCAAGCUUGCAAUCCGACUGGGCAGAGGAAAGGAUAGCAGCUGUUGGUAUCUUGUUGAGAUGCAUGCAAGGGGAAGGCAAGUGCAGGAACAGCAUUGCUGAUAAGGCUGAGUUGGCUCCUGUUUUGGAGUGUUUCACGGGGGCUAGUGAUGGAGAGCGGUUUGAGAUAGUUCAUUUUCUCUUUGAAUUAGUUAAGCUGAAUAGACGGACAUUUAACGAGCAAAUCCUCCAUAUCAUAAAAGAUGAAGGUACUUUAAGUACAAUGCACACCCUCCUCAUAUAUUUGCAGACAGCCCUCCAAGAUCAAUGCCCUAUUGUAGCUGGUCUUCUUCUCCAGCUUGACCUUCUGGAGGAGCCAAGAAAGAUGAGCAUAUACCGAGAAGAGGCAAUAGAUACACUUAUUUCAUGCCUAAGAAAUUCUGACUUCCCUGCUGCUCAAAUAGCAGCUGCUGAGACAAUUUUGGCCCUCCAAGGAAGAUUCUCUUCUUCUGGAAAGCCCCUCGCUCGGGCUUUUCUUCUUAAACACGGAGGAGUUGACAAAAGUCAUAAAUAUGUUAUGAGAAAGGAACAGCUUAGCACGAUGUCUGGAGAGAUUCAAGAAUCAUUGGAAGAAGAGAAAGCUGCUGAGGAGUGGGAAAGAAAAAUGGCAUUUGUUCUUGUCAGCCAUGAAUUUGGUCUGGUGUUUGAAGCUUUAGGGGAAGGCUUAAAGAGUAGAUAUGCUGAGUUAUCUUCAGCAUGCUUUGUGUCAGCCGCGUGGCUUGUACACAUGCUCAAUGUUCUUCCAGACACAGGCUUACGAGGAGCAGCCCGUGUCUGCUUGCUUAAGUGCUUUGUAUCAACAUUGAAGUCUGCAAGGGACACUGAAGAUAAAGUCCUUUCCAUGCUUGCUCUGAAUAGCUUCGUACAUGAUCCUGAGGGGCUGCGUGAUAUAACUUACCACAUGAAGGAUAUUUUAAAAGGUCUAAGAGAGCUCAAGAAAUCCUCCACGAUGGCUUUAGAUAUGCUCAAAGUUUUCGCAGAGGAGCGUGACUCCAGUACUCAGGACCUGUGGAAUCAUAAAGACUUAGUUCAAGAAGAUUGCAGCGUAAAUGGAGAAGUUCUGUCAGUAGUUUACUUCAGAGACAAGAUAUUUUCUGGCCAUUCAGAUGGAACAAUAAAGGUGUGGACUGGUAAAGGUAGCAUUCUUCAUCUUAUCCAAGAAACUCGAAAGCACACCAAGGCAGUUUCUAGCUUGGCAAUUCUACAGUCAGGAGAUAAACUAUACAGCGGUUCACUUGAUAAGACUGUGAGGGUCUGGUCGAUUGGCGGUGAAGUUAUGCAUUGCACACAAGUUCAUGAUAUGAAGGAUCAAGUUCAUAAUUUAGUAGUUGCCAAUAGUGUUGCCUGCUUCAUUCCACAAGGAGCCGGCAUCAAGAUGCACUCAUGGGGCGGAGGAUCCAAACUGUUAAAUCCAAACAAAUCUGCAAAGUGUAUUACCCUUCUACAUGGGAAGUUAUACAGUGGAUGCCAGGAUAAUAGCAUUCAGGAGAUUGAUUUAGCCACCGGAACACUUAAUACAAUUCAAAGUGGCUCGAGGAAAUUACUGGGGAAAGCAAAUCCCAUCCACGCAUUGAACAUUCGUGAUGGGUUGCUAUAUUCGGCUAGCUCUUCCUUGAAUGGAGCAGCUGUAAAGAUAUGGAAUGCUUCAAAUUACAGUAUGGUUGGAUCACUACCAUUGACAUUGGAGGUGAGGGCCAUGGUGGUAAGCUCAGAGCUGAUAUAUUUAGGCUGCAAGGGAGGGACGGUGGAAGUUUGGUGUAGAAAGAAGCAUAAUAGAGUAGAUAUGCUACAAACCGGUUCGAAUGGUAGAGUUCUUUGCAUGGCCCUUGAUGCCGAUGAAGAAGUCUUGGUUAUCGGAACAUCUGAUGGUAAAAUUCAGGCAUGGGGACUGACCUAAAUGAGGAUGAAUAACACAUUUUUGAAAGCUCGAUUGCAAACUUUAAAUCAUCAAUUGACAUUCUUUGGAUCCUUGAAAUAAGCUUCUCCAAUGGGGAGAUAUUUUUGAGAAGUGUAUGUAGUUCAAAAUAUUGACAAUCUUUAUUCUUUCUAGUCACAUUCUAUUGAACUAUAAUGCCUUUUUGUACCAUUGUAUAGAAACUGACUUAUAUAUACACAGAAAUAAAAGAAAGUGAUUGAAUCUUUAUCUUC
Molecule: messenger RNA, 4277 nt
Organism: Camellia sinensis
Lineage: Eukaryota; Viridiplantae; Streptophyta; Magnoliopsida; Ericales; Theaceae
Source: RefSeq, a predicted model, not a curated record